Molecule: messenger RNA, 4989 nt
Organism: Nyctereutes procyonoides (raccoon dog)
Lineage: Eukaryota; Metazoa; Chordata; Mammalia; Carnivora; Canidae
Gene: CNTNAP2
Product: contactin associated protein 2
Exons: 24
Coding region: 1-3906 (1301 amino acids)
Source: RefSeq, a predicted model, not a curated record
AUGACAGAAAAAUGUGAUGAACCACUUGUGUCUGGACUCCCCCAUGUAGCUUUCAGCAGCUCGUCUUCCAUGUCUGGGAGCUAUUCUCCUGGCUAUGCCAAGAUCAACAAGCGAGGGGGUGCUGGGGGAUGGUCUCCAUCUGACAGUGACCAUUAUCAAUGGCUUCAGGUUGACUUUGGCAAUCGGAAGCAGAUCAGUGCCAUUGCAACCCAAGGAAGAUACAGCAGCUCAGACUGGGUGACCCAGUACCGCAUGCUGUACAGUGACACUGGGAGAAAUUGGAAACCCUAUCAUCAGGAUGGGAACAUCUGGGCAUUUCCUGGAAACAUCAACUCUGACAGUGUGGUUCGGCAUGAUUUACAGCAUCCAGUUAUUGCCCGCUACGUGCGCAUAGUACCUCUGGACUGGAAUGGAGAAGGCCGCAUUGGGCUCAGAAUUGAAGUCUAUGGCUGUUCUUAUUGGGCUGAUGUUAUCAACUUUGAUGGCCACGUCGUGUUACCAUAUAGAUUCAGAAACAAGAAGAUGAAAACACUGAAAGACGUCAUUGCCUUGAAAUUUAAAACCUCUGAAAGUGAAGGGGUGAUCUUGCAUGGGGAAGGACAGCAAGGGGAUUACAUCACCCUGGAACUGAAAAAAGCCAAGCUGGUCUUCAGCUUAAACCUAGGAAGCAACCAGCUGGGCCCCAUCUAUGGCCACACGUCCGUGAUGACUGGAAGUCUGCUGGAUGAUCACCACUGGCACUCUGUGGUCAUUGAGCGCCAGGGCCGGAGCAUUAACCUCACCCUGGACAGAGGUGUGCAGCACUUCCGCACCAAUGGAGAAUUCGACUACCUGGACCUGGACUACGAGAUAACCUUUGGAGGCAUACCUUUCUCUGGGAAGCCAAGUUCCAGCAGUAGAAAGAACUUCAAAGGCUGCAUGGAGAGCAUUAAUUACAAUGGCAUCAACAUAACUGAUCUUGCAAGAAGGAAGAAACUAGAGCCCUCAAAUGUGGGAAAUUUGAGUUUCUCAUGUGUGGAGCCCUACACCGUGCCUGUCUUUUUCAAUGCUACCAGUUACCUGGAGGUGCCAGGACGGCUUAACCAGGACCUGUUUUCGGUCAGUUUCCAGUUCAGGACUUGGAACCCAAACGGCCUCCUGCUUUUCAGUCAGUUUGCAGAGAAUUUGGGCAAUGUGGAGAUUGACCUCACUGAAAGCAAAGUCGGUGUUCACAUCAACAUCACUCAGACCAAGAUGAGCCAAAUAGAUAUUUCCUCAGGUUCUGGGCUGAACGAUGGACAGUGGCAUGAGGUUCGUUUCCUAGCUAAGGAAAAUUUUGCCGUUCUCACCAUUGAUGGAGAUGAGGCUUCAGCAGUUCGAACUAAUAGUCCUCUUCAAGUUAAAACUGGCGAGAAGUACUUUUUUGGAGGUUUUCUGAACCAGAUGAAUAACUCCAGUCACUCCGUCCUACAGCCUUCAUUCCAAGGAUGCAUGCAGCUCAUCCAAGUGGACGACCAACUGGUGAAUUUAUACGAAGUGGCUCAGAGGAGGCCAGGCAGUUUUGCAAAUGUCAGCAUCGACAUGUGUGCCAUCAUUGACAGAUGUGUGCCCAAUCACUGUGAGCAUGGCGGGAAGUGCUCGCAAACGUGGCACAGCUUCCAGUGCACUUGUGAGGAGACGGGAUACAGUGGGGCCACCUGCCACAACUCGAUCUAUGAGCCUUCCUGUGAAGCAUACAAACACCUGGGCCAGACGUCAAAUUACUACUGGAUAGAUCCUGAUGGCAGUGGACCUCUGGGGCCUCUGAAAGUCUACUGCAACAUGACAGAGGACAAAGUGUGGACCAUAGUGUCUCACGAUUUGCAGAUGCAGACCACAGUGGUGGGCUACAGCCCAGAAAAGUACUCGGUGACACAGCUCGUUUACAGUGCCUCCAUGGACCAGAUCAGCGCCGUCACCAGCAGCGCCGAGCACUGCGAGCAGUACGUCUCCUAUUUCUGCAAGAUGUCGAGGUUGUUGAACACCCCAGAUGGAAGCCCUUACACCUGGUGGGUCGGCAAAGCCAACGAGAAGCACUACUACUGGGGUGGCUCCGGGCCCGGGAUUCAGAAGUGCGCCUGUGGCAUUGAGCGGAACUGCACAGAUCCCAAGUACUACUGUAACUGUGAUGCAGACUACAAGCAGUGGAGGAAGGAUGCUGGCUUCUUAUCCUACAAAGAUCACCUGCCAGUGAGCCAGGUGGUAGUUGGAGAUACUGACCGUCAAGGCUCAGAAGCCAAACUGAGUGUGGGCCCUCUGCGCUGCCAAGGAGACAGGAAUUAUUGGAAUGCCGCCUCCUUCCCAAACCCAUCAUCCUACCUGCACUUCUCUACUUUCCAAGGGGAGACGAGUGCCGACAUUUCUUUCUACUUCAAGACAUUAAUCCCCCGAGGAGUGUUUCUGGAAAACCUGGGCAACACAGAUUUCAUCAAACUCGAGCUGAAAUCUGCCACCGAAGUGUCCUUUUCAUUUGAUGUCGGAAAUGGGCCCGUGGAGAUUGUGGUGAGGUCGCCGUCCCCUCUCAAUGAUGACCAGUGGCACCGGGUCACCGCGGAGAGGAAUGUCAAGCAAGCCAGUUUGCAGGUGGAUCGGCUGCCACAGCAGAUCCGCAAGGCACCCACAGAAGGUCACACCCGCCUGGAGCUCUACAGCCAGCUGUUUGUUGGUGGUGCUGGGGGCCAGCAGGGCUUCCUGGGCUGCAUCCGCUCCCUGCGGAUGAACGGGGUGACACUGGACCUGGAGGAAAGAGCCAAGGUCACAUCCGGCUUCAAGUCCGGGUGCUCGGGCCACUGCACCAGCUACGGCGCCAACUGUGAGAACGGCGGCAGGUGUCUAGAGAAGUACCACGGCUACUCCUGUGACUGCUCCCACACGGCCUACGACGGCACGUUUUGCAACAAGGAUGUUGGUGCGUUUUUUGAAGAGGGGAUGUGGCUACGGUAUAACUUCCAGGCACCGGUAGUCGGUGCCAAGGAACCGGGCAGCAGAGCAGAGAGCUCCCCUGAGCAGCAGAACGCCCCUCCCGACCUGGCCCAUGAGAGCAUCCGCUUCAGCUUCAGCACCACCAAGGCGCCCUGCAUUCUCCUCUACGUCAGUUCUUUCACCACAGACUUCUUGGCAGUUCUCAUCAAACCCGCUGGAAGCUUACAGAUUCGGUACAACCUGGGCGGUACCAGAGAACCGUACAACAUUGACGCAGACCACAGGAACAUGGCCAACGGACAACCCCACAGUGUCAACAUCACCCGGCACGAGAGGACCGUCAUUCUCAAGCUCGAUCAUUACCCUUCGGUGAGUUACCAUCUGCCAAGUUCCUCGGACACACUCUUCAAUUCUCCCAAGUCGCUCUUUCUAGGAAAAGUUAUAGAAACAGGGAAGAUUGACCAAGAGAUUCACAAAUACAACACCCCGGGAUUCACUGGGUGCCUCUCCAGAGUGCAGUUCAACCAGAUUGCGCCCCUCAAGGCGGCCUUGAGGCAGACAAACGCCUCGGCUCACGUUCACAUCCAGGGCGAACUGGUGGAGUCCAACUGCGGAGCCUCCCCGCUGACCCUGUCACCCAUGUCGUCCGCCACCGACCCCUGGCACUUAGAUCACUUGGAUUCAGCCAGUGCUGAUUUUCCAUAUAAUCCAGGACAAGGCCAAGCUAUAAGAAAUGGAGUCAACAGAAACUCGGCUAUCAUUGGAGGCGUCAUUGCUGUGGUGAUUUUCACCAUUCUCUGCACCUUGGUUUUCCUCAUCCGCUACAUGUUCCGCCACAAGGGCACCUACCACACCAACGAAGCAAAGGGAGCAGAGUCAGCAGAGAGCGCGGAUGCUGCCAUCAUGAACAACGACCCCAAUUUCACAGAGACCAUUGAUGAGAGCAAAAAGGAAUGGCUCAUCUGAGGGGUGGCUAUGUGGCUCUGGGAGAGGGAGGAGCUAGUCACUAGGGAGGAGGGAAAGAGACAGAAGCACCCUACUUCAUACUCUUGAGCACAUCCUUAAAAUAUCAGCACAAAUUGGGGGAGGCAAGCAACAGAAAAUUCUGGAGACUGAUCGCCACAAAAAAAUACUUUUUAAUAUUUCUUUAUAGCUGAGUUUCCCCUUCUAUAUCAACUCAAAAUAAUACAAAAAAUGCUUUUAGAGUUUAAGAAAUGGUUGCAAUUUGUAGGUAAUACCGUCUUAUUUUGUGUGUGUUUAGAGGUGUUCUAAAAACCCAUGGUAACAGGGCAAGUUUUCUACAUUUUUAAGAGCCCUUAGAAUGUGGAUAUUUUUUCUUGAGAAAAGCUGAUGCACAUGGCCUCCAGCAUUCUCUUCCUUUUGCGUAUAGUCGAUUUUUAAUGGGCUAUCGUAGUAACUAGUUCGUGUUCAUACAGUAUUUCUUUUGGUGUCCUGUAAAUUGGAAAAGGAAAGGAAGGGGCAAAGAGAACCUAUCAUUUGCCAGUUUUCAAAGAGACCUCAAUCUCUGCCAAUUCUGAGAGUUCCUGCCUGAAGCAGCUGAAGGAAGAGAGCAUAUGGCACCCAUUGUGUAACAACAUAACCAACAGAGAGAAGCAUUAAGAACCAAGCAUUAAGAACAAGUGGUUUCAUACUGGAAUUGUUGGAUUUAUCUUUCCUCAAAUUCUACCAUCUAAUACUGUUCCUUGUGUGUAGUCUUAGACCUAGCCAUUAUCUGUGACUGUCAGCUAUAAUCCAGUGGUGAUCAGCUGUUGCAGAAGAUUUCUCCUCUGCUUUACCUGCAACAUGUUAGGUUACACUGUCUGUGUGUAGGCACCCCAGUGGGGAAUUAGAGCUAGACAUUAUGCCUUGUUGCCUCUGUUUCUUUUCUAGUUGUAGCAAGAGUAUGGGCACUUUCUAGUGAAUGCAUUAAUUAGGUUGCUCUUCUUAUUUUGCUUUAAAUCUCUAGUUUUAAGCCCCUGUGACAAAACCCUAGCAGACUAGGUCCUCUGAAUGGACAUACCACAAUAAAGCCAAGUAUGGUUACUAUCA